Molecule: messenger RNA, 2067 nt
Organism: Mercenaria mercenaria
Lineage: Eukaryota; Metazoa; Mollusca; Bivalvia; Venerida; Veneridae
Product: proprotein convertase subtilisin/kexin type 5-like
Exons: 3
Coding region: 79-2067 (662 amino acids)
Source: RefSeq, a predicted model, not a curated record
GUCGUGAAAAUGCAGACAGAAACGAGCAAAAACUAAAUUAACAGUGACACUGAUAACGUUCUAAUCCGUUAUUCAAGUAUGAAUUGGAAACUGUUUCUGCAGAUAAAAUCAAUCGUGUGCUUAACGGUUUUUAUUCGACGUAUUUCUUGUAACGAGCAUUGCAGUGAGUAUGACAUUUGUCCUCAAAAUAAGCCAUUUUGUUCAGAGGCUGGGUGUGUGUUUGAAUGUCCGCAGUCAUUUUAUGUCAAUGGGACAAUUUGUGUGUCAACAUGUGGCGACUGGUUUGUAAAAGAUCGGCUUUGCUUACGGCAGUGUCCUGAUAAAUGGCACGCGAGAGAAACACUUAAAUUAGUCGAUGGACUAGUGUAUAUGGAAAAAUACUGCACUUCGUCAUGUAACAGUACAGAAUAUUUAUUUGAAAAUACUUGUGUUCGGGCAUGUCCUUUGAGCAAUAUUUAUAUAAACAACCGCGUAUGUAGCUCUCAUUGUACAAACGAUAACUAUUUGCUAUCAAAUUUUUCAAUCAAUUCAAUUACAUACCAUGAAUGUGUUGGGCAAUGUCCACAUUUUGUCGAUGACAUUUACUGCACAGAUAAAUGCGGCGAUGACAAAUUUGUAUUAAAUUCCACUUGUGUAGACAAGUGUUCAGAAAAAUAUCCUCUGAUUUCAGAUAAAGUUUGUGUUAGUACAUGCCCAGUUACUACAGUGUACAUAGAAAAUAACGUGUGCUUUAGAAAUUGCACAAAUGAAAAACCCUUUUAUACGAAUAAAACUUGCACUAAGACAUGUCCCCAGGAUUUUUAUCUCACUAUCCGUAGCGGAAUCGUUUUCUGUGAACAAAAGUGUCAGACUGGAGAAUAUACGUAUAAAAACACUUGCUUAAAUUCAUGCGCGGAUGAUGGCAAAAGAGAUUUCUAUCUAUUUUACCUUAAUCAAACGUGUGUAGAGGAAUGUCCCUCGAAUUACCUUUUUCAAAAGUACGAAUACUAUUUUGUAGGAAGCUGUGUUGCGUCUUGUUCUAAGGAUGAGUUUAUUUACAACCGAACCUGUGUCAAAUAUUGUCCUGGAGACACUUUUUUGAUUAACAAUAAAUGCGUAAACAAAUGCCCGGAAAAUUUUCCUUACAUUUGCUUAAUAGGAAAAGGUGGGAAAUGCAACGGAGAUGGUCCUAGUCCAAAUGCAUUAUCACAAAAAAUAUGUAUGUCUAGCUGUCCGAAGAACACUUUCAUUUUUGAAAAUUCCUGUGUAGCAAAAUGUCCGAUAUCCUAUCUAGUAUCCGAACAAGAAUGUGUACCCGAAUGUCCGAAAGGCAAUCCUCUUAUUCAAAAUAGAACUAUUUCAUAUAACACAUGGACACGAUGUUUCUAUUGCUAUUCGGACUGGAAAACAACUAUUCAAACGGACCAAAUCCUGGAAUGCGUUUCUGAUUGUCGUAAAGGCAUGGUGAUUUUGAAUUCUACAUGUGUCUAUGAGUGCCCGUAUAAUUACCGUUAUAUCGAGAAUGGAACAUGUCGAAUAAACGCAUGUACAACGAAAUAUAUGUAUAAUGACUCUUCAAACAUGAUAUGUACAGACUCAUGUGAGGAUGAAUUCUUUAUUUACAAUAACACGUGCGUGAAAGUGUGUCCAGAUAAUGUCUUCAUAACAAAUAAAACGUGCCAUUUAGAUACAUGCGAAACAAAGUACAUGUACAAUACAUCUACUGUGAUGAUUUGCACAGAGGACUGCACAAAAUACGGAUUAAGCAAUAACAAUGUUUGUGUUGAACAGUGCCCUUUCUACGUCGUUAAUGAUACAUGUGUGCAAACAUGUCCGAAAAGUCAUGCCUUCAUAGCGAAUCAAACUCGCAAAGUACAAUGUGGUUAUGAACAAAAGAACUGUCAGAAAAUAAUUAGUUACAACGAAUGUAAAGUAAGAUGUCCGGAAACAUUAUAUAUACACAAAGACCUGUGUUUAGAUAUAUGCCCAACAUCACAUUUUGUUUUCAACUGGACAUGUGUAACAAUAUGUCCACCGUCGCACCCGUUUCACCAACAAGUAGAUGACACACUAUUCAUGUGUGGAUAA